AUGGAGCGGGUGGCACACUUUGGCGACGGUUUGUACCAGCUGCUCGGCGGCGACGAGUUCAUCAGCGGAAGGAAGGGAGAAUCGGCCUGUGUGGGCAUCUAUUCGGCCAACUGUCCGGAGUAUGUCAUUGCCGAGUACGGCAGCUACUGGCACUCGCUCGUCGUCGUGCCCAUCUACGAUACACUCGGUCCAAAUGCCUGCUCGUACAUCUCAAACCAAGGUAAUCACAGUGCUUACAAUAAUAAUAAUGCAGCUGCCCUACUAGAGGGUAUUUACGCGGAAAUUGAGUGCAUCAUCUGUGACAAGCUGGAGCGCAUUCAGAUAAUACUCUCACAAGCUACGGUACUCAAGUCGAUUCGCUAUCUCAUUGUCUUUGAGGACAUUCCGCAUAGUUACAAACAGAAAGCUUCUAGUCAUGGCAUGAAAGUGCUUACCAUUCAAGAGGUGGAGGCCCUUGGAAAGAGCAAACCAAUGCAGGCUCAAAAGCCAAAACCUGCCGACCUGGCUAUUGUUUGUUUUACAUCUGGCACAACUGAUGUGCCCAAAGGCGUAAUGCUCAGUCACGGAAAUGUCAUUGCUAACGUGUCGGCGGUCAUGUAUCAAAUGAUGGAGUACACCAUUCGGCAGGAUGACGUCCUCAUGUCAUAUCUGCCCUUGGCACACAUGUUUGAACGGUGCUGUGAGCCGUNGGUGGUCUUUUUUAGCGGUGACGUGAAGGUACUCUCUGAUGAUAUGAAGAUUGCCAAGCCUACUCUUCUGCCUGCCGUUCCCCGCCUGCUGACGCGCAUCUACUGCAAGAUCCAGGACAGUGUGAAGAGCAAUGUGAUCAAGAGCUUGCUGCUGAACACCGCCUACCACUUCAAGCAGAAGGAUUUUGAGCGAACAGGCAUCAUUCGCCAGGACACACUGUGGGAUCGUAUUGUCUUCAAGAAGGUCCGCGAGAACUUGGGCGGUCGGGUGCGUCUGGUGAUGAGCGGCUCGGCGCCCCUUAACCCUAAUGUCCUCGAGUUUCUGCGUUGUGCCCUGGGAGCGGUGGUCAUUGAGGGCUACGGACAGACGGAGUGCUGUGCUCCAUGUACGGUGACCUUCCCGAGGGAUGUACGAACUGGUCACGUCGGACCGCCCAUUGCAGCAGCAGCCAUUAAACUCGCCGAUGUUCCUGACAUGGGCUACUACGCUGCAGAUGGCAAGGGAGAGGUGCUGGUUCGUGGGCCGAUCGUCUUUCAGGGGUACUUUAAGGACCCAGAGAGGACGGCGGCUACGCUAGACACUGAUGGGUGGCUCCACACCGGUGAUAUUGGCCAGUGGACCGUACAGGAGACGCUGAAGAUUGUCGAUCGACGAAAAAAUAUCUUCAAGCUCUCUCAGGGCGAGUACAUUGCCCCGGAGAAGAUUGAGAACACGUACAGCCAGUGCACACUGGUGGCGCAGGUUUUUGUCUACGGAGAGUCGCUCAAGUCGACUCUGGUGGGCAUUGUCGUUCCAGACCAGGUCGUCCUUGAGAUUUGGUGCCGAAACAACAACAUCAAUGGUACCUUUAGUGAGAUGUGCCGCAACAAGGACGUAAAGAAAAUGCUGCUGAAGGAGCUGCACUGUUUGGGACAGCGUGACGGACUGAAGUCCUUUGAGCAGGUGAAAGACAUUCACAUUGACGCGGAACUCUUCACUGUGGAGAACGGACUGCUGACGCCGACGAUGAAGUCGAGGCGAGAGGAGAUCUACAAGCACUUUAAACGGCAAAUCGAUCAACUGUACUCGAAGCUUGAGUGA
Molecule: messenger RNA, 1770 nt
Organism: Rhagoletis zephyria (snowberry fruit fly)
Lineage: Eukaryota; Metazoa; Arthropoda; Insecta; Diptera; Tephritidae
Source: RefSeq, a predicted model, not a curated record